Molecule: messenger RNA, 627 nt
Organism: Acanthamoeba castellanii str. Neff
Lineage: Eukaryota; Discosea; Longamoebia; Acanthamoebidae
Product: phosphoglycerate mutase family domain containing protein
Exons: 5
Coding region: 1-627 (208 amino acids)
Molecular function (GO): catalytic activity
Source: RefSeq, a predicted model, not a curated record
AUGCUGAAGCUGGUGCUGGUGCGGCACGGGCAAGCCGAGACCAAUCUCACCCAUGCCGUUGGCCGUAACAACCACGUUCAGUUGACGGACAUGGGCAAGGAGCAGGCGCGCAAGCUCGGCCAGUAUUGGCGAGAGCAUGACGUUGAGUUCGACCACGUCUUUGCCUCUGAGGCCGUUCGCGCGACCGACACUGCCAAGAUCUUCCGCGGUGAAUGGGAGGGCCAGUCGGCGAACCACCUCUUUGUGGGCGAGACAUUGGCGACAUACCUCGCCGAUCCGCACAACUUCAGGGCGCCCGGCGGCGAGUCCGAGAAGGAGGUCGAGGAGCGCAUGCACGCCUUCUUCGAUGCCACCGUGCUUCCGCUCUACCAACGAUUCGUCCAGGAGGAAGAGGAAAGGCGCGCGAAGGAGGGGGAAAUUGGCCAUGCCGAAGCCCAUAAGCCCCGCGAGUUGAAGGUGGCGAUCAUCAGCCACGGCUGCGGCCUGAGGUGCUUCCUUCGUCGCGUGCUGGGCACCGAAUCCAAGCUUUUCCGUUUCGAGCUGAGCAACACGGCAACGAGCGAACUCACACUCCGCGGCACCGAGUGGACAGUUAGGACGCUCAACUGUACCGCACACCUGCACUAA